Molecule: messenger RNA, 868 nt
Organism: Malaya genurostris
Lineage: Eukaryota; Metazoa; Arthropoda; Insecta; Diptera; Culicidae
Exons: 2
Coding region: 16-744 (242 amino acids)
Cellular component (GO): chitin-based extracellular matrix
Molecular function (GO): structural constituent of chitin-based larval cuticle
Source: RefSeq, a predicted model, not a curated record
AAAGUCUAAACUUAUAUGCAACCGAGAGUGAGAAGUUUGCAACGAACAAGUGGCAUUAGAAUCGAGCGGAGAGUUGAAAUACAAAACACCGCAGCAGCAUCCGAAGCGGCAGAGAAACAGCUUCGGCAGAAUGAAGAUAAUUUGGUAAUUUGUUUACUGAGCCGGCCGCCAGCACCGACCGGGAGGCCCACCUUGAAGGCGCUCGGAUGGUGCUCGUCGUAUAAAAGAUUGAACCGAUGUCGGCUUCGAUAUCAGUCAGUUCUAAGUCACUUUCCGGCAAGCAAUAUUUCCCACAAGUCCAUCAUCAUGUACCGUGAAUUGCUAAUGCUGGCCAGCUUAGUUGUAGUAGCACUCGCGGCACCCCAGAAGCGUCUUCCGAUUGGAUCACUUGAGUCACAAGCCGUCAUUCUGUCACAGGACCAGAACCAGGAACCCAGCGGAGCGUACAACUAUCGGUACGAGACUAGCAAUGGAAUUUCAGCACAACAAUCCAGUUACGAUGGUGCCAACGCGGCUGGAGAGUAUUCCUACAAGGGUCCGGAUGGUGUUCUCUAUCGAGUAGUUUACAGUGCAGACACUUACGGAUUCCAGCCACAAGGAGCUCAUCUACCGGUAGAGCCUCCGGUGCCAGAUCACGUGCUUAAGGGACUGGAAGAAAUACGACGCAGUCCGCCAAAGGAUCCGGAAUUCAGUCUGGCCGCUUUGGAUGCACAAAUUGCUCGACUUCGUGCCACUCUUGGCUAACGAACCGAAGCCAAAAAGAGCGGAAUUUACUACCACCUCUUGCCCAACCGGGGACAAAAAAAAACCGCUGAUUGUUAUUUAAUUUUGUGACAAUAAAUUAAAUUGCUUGAAAAGCCGUACGAAA